UGACGCGAAGUCUCCAGAAGUAAUGCAUUCAAUACAAAACAACAACAAAGUGUCACUUCUUAACGAACUUCCGGUUAACCACAAAGUCAUAGAUGUCACCGCAACCGCCGUUAUCAUCAUCAUCAUCAUCAACAAGAACAAUGUCUUCGCGUCAAACCUUUUGUCACCGAUAUUUGUCACGUAUUGCUGGUAUUAGUGCCGAAACGAUUGACAUAAUGGUUAUCAAUGGCUUUGAUUCGGUGUACACAUUACGGGCCCUCGAUAUGGAUAGAGACUGGCAUCUAAUACCUCCGCAGAUAUCUUUGGGACAGAAGAUACUGUUGCGUCAGGCGUUGGCCAAACUACCAGAUGAUGUCGCCGGCGAUGAUGACUAUAAUAGUGGUGACAAUCAUGAGAUGACCACUAGUCGGCGAUCGGUAUCUAACAGUCGGGUUUUCAUCAAUUUGGACGACAAUAAUGACAAAGUUUUAAAUAACAACAACAACGGGAAGCCGUCUCAAGAUGUGAACAGUGAUAAUCAAUUUUGUGACUUCUAUGAUGACCUAACAGUGCCAUCAAAUUCUAGUGAUUUUGAUUUGAAAAGACUUUCGUUGCAAACACAACCCGUUGUACUCAUAAGUCCGCUAAAAAUGCCGACCAAUGGAUCAAAAACUAUCGGCGAUAGUCGUCUUAAUUGGUCUGAUAUUAAAUCUAAUAGCAAUAAUCCAUUGAAAUGUGGUCACUGUGAUCGGUAUUUAUCAUCGGCGGAUAAACUUGAAAUUCAUGUGAAUAGUCGUCACCUGAAAUGUCGUCCAUUCAGAUGUAAUAAAUGCCGAAAAGGUUUCUUCUCUAACAUAUCACUACUCAAUCAUUUGGGCGAAAAGCAUGCAAUCAGACCGUUUGGUUGCGAUAAAUGUCAGUUCAAGGGUUGGACUAAAUGGCAUCUCGUAAAACAUAUGUUCAUUCACUCAAACAAUCGGCCGCAUGUCUGCGAUUACAAUGACUGCAACCAAUCGUUCAAACGCAAAGACUAUCUGCGUAUACACCAGAAAAGGAUUCAUUUAACUAAACGGAAAUUUGUCUGCAAUUACAAUGGCUGUGACCAGUCGUUUAAAUGCAAAGACUAUCUGCGCCGACACAACACUAGGGUUCACACUACAGAUCAGGAAUUUGUUUGCAAUUAUGAUGAUUGCAAUCAGUCAUUCAAAGCCAAAGAAUAUCUGAGAAUACACAAGAAAACUGUUCACUCGAUUGAUCAGUCAUUUGUCUGCAAUUACAAAGACUGUGAUAAGUCAUUCAAAGCCAGAAGCUAUCUUCGGCAACACGAAAGAAUGGUUCACUUAACUAAUAAACGACUUGUUUGCGACUACGAUGACUGCGACAAGUCGUUCAUAAGCGCAAGAACACUGCAUCGACACCAGAAAAUCGUUCACUCAACAGAUCGACCAUUUGUUUGCAAUUAUGAGAACUGCGACAUGUCUUUCAAACGCAAAGAUUAUCUGAUUUAUCACCAGAAAAAGGUUCACUUACUGAAAGUUCUUCCGAACGAAAGAUUUACUAUUUCUUCGGCAAACGAAUUAACCGAAACUACGAAUAAGACGUCAAAGAUUGAGAGACAUCGAUCAUCGACUGGUACGAUAGUUACCAGAUCUGCUAAUAAAUCAACUAAAACUACGGCACCACCGACAACAACACCAUCACUUAAUCAGAUGUUCACUCAGGAGAUGAAUGAACAACCGGUGAUUACCGAUUUUGCAGCAGACAUGGAGACGGUUGCUGUUGUGGAUAUCAAACCGUUAUCUUCAUUAUCACCGAUUCAGUUGUCAAAUCAAGUUGUUGAAGACGAGGAAAUCAUUAUUGCUAACAGUGGUGAACAACAACAACAGUUAUGUUCAGUAUGUGAACCAGAGUUGGCCCGAAUCAACGGUUUCGGCAAUUAUAUAUGCUAUAGUUGUGACAGUUUUAUGAAUCGUAUGGCCGCUGAAGCCUUGUACCGAACAAUGACCAGCAGACCGAAUGUCCAGUGGACACCAAUUUGGGAUGAUUUGAAUGAUUCAUCUAUAGAAAGUGCACGACCACCACCAUCUAUUAGGCCAACUAUAGAGAUAACUGAGCUUUGAGUCAAAAUUUUCAUAUCAAUAAGCAAUAUAAUAUGUUUUAUGAAUAAUAGCAUUUAAG
Oppia nitens is the source of this 2157-nucleotide messenger RNA. RefSeq names its product zinc finger protein 239-like. Gene Ontology annotation, molecular function: chromatin insulator sequence binding. Gene Ontology annotation, cellular component: chromosome. Gene Ontology annotation, biological process: regulation of transcription by RNA polymerase II. The record is from RefSeq and is a predicted model, not a curated record. The coding region runs from base 93 to 2099 and encodes 668 amino acids. NCBI's taxonomy places the organism in Eukaryota, Metazoa, Arthropoda, Arachnida, Sarcoptiformes, Oppiidae. The transcript is spliced from 2 exons.